GAGGAAAUCCCACAAGUUCACUAUUAUAUAUUGGUUGUGUUUUAUAAGGUUCAUGUUCGCUCCAACUUGCAACCCAAAUUAAAAGAAAUAUUGGUUGUGUUUUCUAUAAACACGUGCUAAAAUGAUUUGCAGGCUAGGGAUAAGAACGAUCUGAAGUUAUAAGUACGGCUGUGAUCAAAACACGUUUUACAUAAAAUUAAAAGAGCCGACAAAACAUGUUUCCGUUGUUGACCACUGUGAUAACUGGUAACAUAAAUAAGAGCGAUGUAUGUAUAUGUGGAUAGAGAUCUAGAUAAGAGCUACUGUUGAAAUUUAGCGACAUCUCACCACCUAGAUCGCCGGAAGAAAGAAGAAUGGGGCGGAGGAAGCUCGAAAUAAAGCGGAUCGAAGACAAGAGUAGCAGGUUAGUCACUUUCUCCAAGAGGAGAUCAGGGUUGUUUAAGAAAGCUCGCCAUCUUUCCGUCCUCUGCGACGCCGAUGUCGCCGUCAUCGUCUUCUCCGCAAGAGGGAAGCUCUAUGAGUUUUCUAGCGGCAGUAGUAACAGCUGCAUAUAUUUCAGCGUGCAACGUACUCUUUCCAGAUAUCAGAAAAGAUGUUCUGAAGAAAAAGAGAUAAACACCAACGGAGUGGGAGAAGAUUUAUGCAAAAGAUUUCGAACAUGUAAAGAACUUCUACAGACAGUGGACAGGCUUGCUGAAUUACAGGAUAAUGCUGAGGAACUCUCUGUGAAUGACAUGAUACAACUAGAACAAGAACUUGAUUGUGCUCUCAUGCAAACACGAUUAAGAAAGGCACAACUAAUGAUGGAGUACAUAUCAACCCUUAAAGAAAAGGAAAGUAAGCUACGUGAAGAAAACGAAAAAUUGGAAAAGCAGGUUGCCUCAACACAGGGAAAUGAUGUUGAUGAUGGAGGUGGUGGUCUUAACGAACUUGCUACUAACCAGAUCAACCCACCCAAACUUACAACACUCCCUCUUUUUAAUGGCUAAGAUCUGUGAUCAAAAGGGCCAAUAAUCCAACUGUCAUUUUAUGGUUGUGAAAGAAGCCUCAUCUGCCUUGUGUUUAUGUAAUCUUUUUGUGUAUACGUGUGGUUUUAUGGUUUCUUGCUUUUUUUUAAUGAUUCAGUUUAGCCACUCAAAACAAGCUACAUAGCGCUGACUUACAUCAUUGUUAGGUGGAGUACUUUAAAAAUGUUAUUCUAUAACUUAUUCAAGAUUCAUUUAA
Messenger RNA from Helianthus annuus (common sunflower), 1224 nucleotides. RefSeq names its product agamous-like MADS-box protein AGL27. Bases 354 to 989 code for a protein of 211 amino acids. Gene Ontology annotation, biological process: positive regulation of transcription by RNA polymerase II. Gene Ontology annotation, molecular function: RNA polymerase II cis-regulatory region sequence-specific DNA binding; DNA-binding transcription factor activity, RNA polymerase II-specific; protein dimerization activity. NCBI's taxonomy places the organism in Eukaryota, Viridiplantae, Streptophyta, Magnoliopsida, Asterales, Asteraceae. The record is from RefSeq and is a predicted model, not a curated record. Gene Ontology annotation, cellular component: nucleus. The transcript is spliced from 7 exons.